GUUCACUCUGUAGACUUAAUAAAUGUCGGUGCUGUCCUCUCCACCACUGCCUUGGUGAACAGAAGUCACCGAGACUCACAGGCACCCUCUCUUCAGAGAAUAUGCCAGGAACAAGCUACCACCAAUCUUGCAAAACAAGUUUCAGCCGUUUUGCAUGAAAUGGAAACAUGAUUGCAAGAAAAACUAAAAAAAACAGCCAUCUGGAAUACAAAUGCAAACAGCAGUAAGAUUCGGUUUUUCACCUUAAGACCGACGGGCUGCGUGGAGAGGGUGAGCACGCUCCCACGCUUUGGGGACCGGCCUUCAACAACCGAUUCAACUUCCUCCUGGGAACCUGCCAACAGCUACCUAUACCUGACACGCUAUACUUGGCCAGGAUAAAAAAGUUCUGCUGUUGUAUGGUGGUGAUGGCUGUAAACCGGGAAUGUAUUUAAUGCUACAGGACCGCACAACUGGGAAUGAUUACAACGGGGGGAAGCGCGAUGAGGACCUGGUCCUGCCCAUCAACUCCUCUCUGAGCGUCACCUUGCACCAAGACCAGUUAAAAACCACCACCACGGCCGCCAUCAGCAAGGAUUUCACCGAGGACCGGAUUUGGCUGAAUGGCCGGGAGGAAGAUGUGGGGCAGCCCCGCCUCCAGGCCUGCCUCAGGGAGAGUGAGUGGGAUCCCGCGGGGGACGUGUGCGACACUGGGCCAAGCCCUUCCUUUCCCUCUGCCCCUUCUUCUGUCUGCAGGGUCAGAGUGCACAGAGGGUGCUGCUGGCUUCGCAGGCCCCCUGGGGAGGGGGCUGCCUGUGAGCACGGCCGGGGCCGGGGCCGGGGCCGGGGCGGGGGCCGGGACCUUCCCUCCCCGAGAAGGGCAUCUGCAGGAGAAGCCGGGGGCAGAGGCCGGCUUUCGGCUGUGCCGCUCCCUCCUCCUGACUCACGGCGGGUGAGAUGCCAGGAGCAGGUCGGGGCCACCUGCCCAGUGGCCGUGUCCCCUCCGCCUUCAGUCCGCCGCCUGGCCCGGAAGCGGAGGAGCACCGGCGACGAGGACCCGCCACCCCUCAGCCUCAGCUACAAGGUUCACGUCGCAUCGGUGAACAACUUCCCCACGGCCGCGGGCCUGGCCUCCUCCGCGGCUGGUUAUGCCUGCCUAGCCUACGCCCUGGCCCGGGUCUACGGGGUUGACAGCGACCUCUCGGAAGUGGCCCGCCGGGGCUCGGGCAGCGCUUGUCGGAGCCUGUACGGCGGCUUCGUGGAGUGGCAGAUGGGGGAGCGGGCCGACGGGAAGGACAGCGUCGCCCGGCAGGUGGCCCCCGAGUCACACUGGCCCGCACUCCGAGUCCUCAUACUUGUGGUGAGCGCAGAGCGCAAGCUGAUGGGCAGCACGGCGGGCAUGCAGACCAGCGUGGAGACCAGCCCCCUGCUGAGGUUCCGGGCCGAGGCGGUGGUGCCGGGGCGCAUGGUGGAGAUGACCCACUGUGUCCGGGAGCGGGACUUCCAGGGUUUCGGCCGGCUGACCAUGAAGGACAGCAACCAGUUCCACGCCACCUGCCUGGACACCUUCCCGCCCAUCUCCUAUCUCAGCGACAUCUCCAGACGCAUUAUCCGCCUCGUGCACUGCUUCAACGCCCACCACGGGCAGACCAAGGUGGCGUACACGUUUGACGCGGGCCCCAACGCUGUGGUCUUUACCCUGGACGACACCGUGCCCGAGUUCGUGGCUGCCGUGAGGCACUGCUUUCCCCCCGAGUCCAACGGAGACAAGUUUCUGAAGGGGCUGCCCGUGAGGCCUGCCUCGCUCUCAGACGAGCUGAGGGCCGCGCUGGAUGUGGAUCCCACCCCCGGUGGCGUCAAGUACAUCAUCGCCACGCAGGUGGGCCCCGGGCCUCAAACGCUGGACGACCCUCACGCCCACCUCCUGGGCCCCGACGGCCUGCCGAAGCCAGCUGCUUGACCACCUUCCCCAAGACGAGCCCCAGCCACCGCUGGGACAAGGGCCGCUUUGCCGGGACAGGGGUGCUGGGUGUGGCGGCCGCGAGUCUGUGCUCGCUGGGGGCUCGAGGGGUAGCCGCCGGGCUCCAGGCCAGGCCACUUGCUGUGGCCACAUUGGGACACUUGGAGUGACCGUUGGCGCCACACGGGCAGUCGGGGGCACGCCCCCCAGCGGGUGCCGGGCUGGAUGGCACGGGGCUCCCUGGCCUCGCCCUCUGGGGCCGCUGCCACCGCCCCAGACGGCAGCCGUGCCGGAUAUGACGGGGAGGUGGCGUCCCUCCUCAGAGCCGGGGGACAGGAUGCCUCUGCAGACCUCAGGGACCCUCUGGAAGACUUGAAGCCUGAGAGCCGCCUACGGCUCCUCUGCCAGACGCAGGCCACGAGGCCACGAGGUGUGAAUGGAACGUUUCUGUGUAAAAUGACCACUGGGGGGCGCCUGGCGAGCUCAGUGGCGGAGCGUGGGAGUCUUGGUCACAGGGUCGUGAGUUCAAGCCCAUGUUGGCAGCUGGAGAGUUUACUUUAAAAAUAAAUU
This is a messenger RNA of Prionailurus viverrinus (fishing cat), 2509 nucleotides long. It is a transcript of the gene MVD, whose product is annotated as mevalonate diphosphate decarboxylase. Gene Ontology annotation, cellular component: cytosol. Lineage: Eukaryota; Metazoa; Chordata; Mammalia; Carnivora; Felidae. Gene Ontology annotation, biological process: isopentenyl diphosphate biosynthetic process, mevalonate pathway; isoprenoid biosynthetic process. Bases 425 to 1939 code for a protein of 504 amino acids. The transcript is spliced from 10 exons. The record is from RefSeq and is a predicted model, not a curated record. Gene Ontology annotation, molecular function: diphosphomevalonate decarboxylase activity; ATP binding.